Messenger RNA from Elgaria multicarinata webbii, 5589 nucleotides. It is a transcript of the gene BCL9, whose product is annotated as BCL9 transcription coactivator. Gene Ontology annotation, biological process: positive regulation of transcription by RNA polymerase II; canonical Wnt signaling pathway. NCBI's taxonomy places the organism in Eukaryota, Metazoa, Chordata, Lepidosauria, Squamata, Anguidae. The record is from RefSeq and is a predicted model, not a curated record. Bases 80 to 4537 code for a protein of 1485 amino acids. Gene Ontology annotation, cellular component: beta-catenin-TCF complex. The transcript is spliced from 8 exons. Gene Ontology annotation, molecular function: transcription coactivator activity; beta-catenin binding.
UUCAGAACUGCCAGCAGCAACAGAGGAACUUGACAAGAGCCUCUCAGUGUGUGUGGUUGUGUGCUUAGGAUUUCUGUCAAUGCAUUCCAGUAACCCCAAAGUGAGAAAUUCCCCAUCAGGAAAUGCUCAAAGUAGUCCCAAAUCAAAGCAGGAGGUGAUGGUCCGUCCCCCUACAGUGAUGUCCCCAUCUGGCAACCCCCAGCUGGACUCUAAAUUCUCCAACCAGGGUAAACAGGGGGGGUCAACAGGCCAAUCCCAGCCCUCUCCGUGUGACCCCAAGAGUGGGGGCCAUACCCCGAAAGUGAUCCCAGGACAAGGAGGAAGCAUGGGGUUGAAGAAUGGGUCUGGCAAUGGAUCAAAAGGGAAAGGAAAGAGAGAGAGAAGCAUUUCAGCAGACUCAUUUGAACAGCGAGAUACUGGAACUCCCAGUGAUGAAUCUGAAAUCAAAGAACUUGGCUCUGCCGAUCAUCCAAAAUCACAAGAUUCCCAACAUACAGCACACUCCAUGGCACCUUCAAAUGCCUCAGCCCCACGAUCUUCCCCGCCUUCCCAUGGUCAGGCUACCACUUCAGAGCCAGGUAGCAUGCAGAAGACUCCAUCCAAAGUGGUCUAUGUCUUUUCAACGGAGAUGGCUAAUAAGGCUGCAGAAGCUGUGCUGAAGGGACAAGUGGAAACCAUUGUAUCCUUUCACAUUCAGAACAUCUCCAACAAGGUGGAACGGAACACUGUCCCUUUGAACACUCAAAUUCCACCGCUCCGAAAUGAUACAAAGCCCCAAGCUCCAUCACAGCUGCCUGCCUCCCAAGAGCAGACUCCUCCCCAGAAUGCCAAAAUGCAGCAGACUCCACCCAUUCCAGUGCCAGCACCAGCACCCAAACCUACUGGCCCUCCUUGCCCUAUUGACCAGGACAAUCCUGGGUUAGAAAGUAAAGUGAUGUCUGUAGGAAGUCCUGCAAACUCCACCCCACUGCAAACUGAAGGAUUUGGGCAAACUUCGACCCCCAAUAAUCGAGCAGUUAGUCCAGUCUCCCAAGGGAGUAAUAGUUCCACUGCAGACCCUAAAGGUCCCAACCAGCAGGUAUCUGGAGGGGAUCCACCAAAUAUGGGUGAAAAUCCAGACGGACUGUCCCAGGAACAGCUGGAACAUAGAGAACGUUCACUGCAGACUCUACGAGAUAUUCAGCGUAUGCUUUUCCCAGAUGAGAAAGAGUUUGCUGGAGGGCAAGCUGGGGGGCCUCAGUCAAAUUCUGGGGUGCUGGAUGGUCCCCAAAAGAAAUCUGAAGGGCCAAUACAGGCAAUGAUGGCUCAAUCCCAAAGUUUAGGUAAAGGGCCUGGACCCCGGACAGAAGGAGGGGCUCCCUUUGGCCCCCAAGGGCACAGAGAUAUGCCAUUCUCACCAGAUGAAGUUGGGCCACCAUCUAUAAACUCUCAGACUGGUCCUAUAGGACCAGACCACCUGGAUCAUGUAACUCCUGAACAAGUGGCCUGGCUGAAGCUGCAACAGGAGUUCUAUGAGGAAAAGAGGAGAAAGCAAGAACAGGUUGUGCAGCAGUGUUCUUUACAGGACAUGAUGGUUCACCAGCAUGGGCCUCGAGGAUUGGUUAGAGGCCCCCCACCUCCAUACCAGAUGACCCCAGGUGAGGGCUGGGGGCCUGGAGGCCCAGAACCCUUUUCUGAAAGCAUGACUAUGUCCCAUACGCUGCCCCCAAGGGGCAUGGCCCCCCAUCCCAAUGUACCUGGCAGUCAGAUGCGGCUGCCUGGAUUUGCUGGAAUGAUAAACCCUGAUAUAGAGGGCCCCAAUGUCCCGAACACUGCAUCUAGACCUGGACUUUCAGGUGUCCCUUGGCAAGAAGAUGUGCCAAAAAUUCCAGAUGGCCGAAACUUCCCUCCUGGGCAGGGUGUCUUCAGUGGCCCUGGGCGAGGGGAGAGGUUUCCAAAUCCUCAGGGUUUGCCUGAGGAUAUGUUUCAACAGCAGUUAGCAGAAAAACAGCUAGGGCUUCCCCCUGGCAUGAGCAUAGAAGGAAUCCGGCCUGGCAUGGAGAUGAACCGGAUGAUUCCCCCUCAAAGACACAUGGAGCCUGGCAAUAACCCCAUCUUUCCACGUAUGCCACUUGAAGGAUCCAUGAGCCCAUCCAGGGGAGAUUUCCCAAAAGGAAUGCCUCCUCAGAUGGCAGCUGGUCGGGAGCUGGAAUUUGGGAUGGGCCCCAGUAGCAUGAAGGGGGAUGUGAAUCUGAAUGUUAACAUGAGUUCCAAUCCACCAAUGAUACCUCAAAAGAUGAGGGAAGCUGGAGUGGGCCCCGAGGAAAUGAUGAAAAUGCGCCCAGGUAUCUCUGAAAUGCUCCCCUCUCAGCAGAAAAUGGUGCCCUUGCCAUUUGGUGAGCAUCCCCAGCAGGACUACGGAAUGGGCCCGAGACCGUUCCACCCUAUGUCUCAGGGCCCAGGUGUGGGUCUCCGGAAUCACAGAGAGCAAAUAGGGCCUGACCAAAGGACUAACAACCGACUCAGCCACAUGCCACCACUACCUCUGAACCCCUCCAGUAACCCAAACAGCCUCAACACAGCUCCUCCAGUUCAACGCAACCUGGGACGCAAACCCUUGGAUGUUUCCGUUGGUGCCAGCCAGGUUCAUUCUCCAGGCAUCAAUCCACUGAAGUCCCCCACGAUGCGCCAGGUCCAGUCUCCCAUGCUGGGUUCUCCCUCCGGGAACCUCAAGUCUCCCCAGACUCCAUCCCAGCUGGCAGGGAUACUUGCGGGCCCAACUGCUGCAGCUGCUGCUGCUUCAAUCAAAUCUCCCCCUGUUAUGGGUUCUGCUGCCGCAUCUCCUGUCCAUCUCAAGUCUCCGUCCCUCCCUGCACCUUCUCCUGGAUGGACUUCAUCUCCAAAGCCCCCACUACAGAGUCCUGGAAUCCCCCCCAACCACAAAGCGUCUCUUGCCAUGUCUUCGCCAGCCAUGAUGGGAAAUGUUGAAUCAGGUGGUGCACCCCCUUCAACGGUUAGCCAGGCUGCUCCUGUGACUCUUCCUGGAAAUCUUCCUUCUAGCAGUCCAUACACAAUGCCCCCAGAGCCCACCCUGUCUCAAAACCCUCUAUCCAUUAUGAUGUCCCGGAUGUCCAAGUUUGCAAUGCCCAGUUCUACGCCGCUCUACCAUGAUGCUAUCAAGACUGUAGCCUCCUCAGAUGAUGACUCUCCUCCAGCACGUUCCCCAAACUUGCCGCCAAUGAACAAUCUUUCGGGCACCCCUUCCUCUUUAUCCAAUGAAGUGGAAAUGAUGAGAGAGAGAGGUUCAUGUGAAUACAAUCCUGCAGCAGUAAAGUUAAGUGAGGCUGUUGUGGCUAACAUUGAGCUUUGCUGCUCUGGGAGUAGGAGCUGGACCUUUGCCAAGCAUCUCCAGAAUGACAGGCUCUACUUCUGCUCUGGACUCCCUACUCAUGGAGGAAUGGGCAUUAAUCCCCAGAAUCCUCGCGUUUCAGGUCCCAACCAGACGGGUCCGAUGCCAACUCUUAGCCCAAUGGGAAUGACUCAGCCUCUAACUCACAGUAACCAGAUGCCCUCUCCAAAUGCUAUGGGACCCAAUAUACCUCCUCAUGGGGUCCCUGUGGGACCUGGCCUGAUGUCACACAAUCCAAUGAUGAGCCAUGGUUCCCAAGAUCCACCAAUGGUACCUCAAGGACGCCUGGGCUUCCCACAGGGGUUUCCUCCAGUACAGUCCCCUCCCCAGCAGGUGCCAUUUCCACAUAAUGGGCCUAGUGGAGGACAAGGCAAUUUCCCAGCUGGAAUGAGCUUCCAUGGAGAAGGACCUCUGGGGCGUCCCACCAGCAUGCCCCAAAGUUCAGCGGAUCCAGCACUUUGCAAGUCUGGAGGUCCAGGGGGACCAGACUCUUUUACUGUCCUAGGAAACAACAUGCCUUCAGUUUUUACUGAUCCGGAGUUACAGGAAGUGAUUCGUCCUGGAGCCACUGGAAUACCAGAAUUUGACCUUUCCAGGAUUAUUCCAUCUGAGAAGCCCAGCCAGACACUACAGUAUUUCCCUCGUGGGGAAGUGCCAGGCCGUAAGCAGCCACAGGGUGUUGGGCCUGGUUUUUCUCACAUGCAGGGAAUGAUGGGAGAACAGAAUCCAAGAAUGGGGCUGGCAUUACCUGGCAUGGGAGGGCCAGUAGGCACACCUGAUAUCCCUCUUGGAACAGCAUCAUCCAUGCCAGGCCAUAACCCAAUGAGACCACCUGCCUUUCUGCAACAAGGCAUGAUGGGACCUCACCAUCGGAUGAUGUCACCAGCACAAACAACAAUGCCUGGCCAACCCACUCUAAUGAGCAACCCAGUGGGCAUGAUUCCAGGCAAGGACCGAGCUCCUGCUGGGCUGUAUGGCCAUCCAGGACCUGUGGGUUCCCCUGGUAUGAUGAUGUCAAUGCAGGGCAUGAUAGGACCCCAACAGAACAUCAUGAUUCCUCCACAGAUGAGACCCCGGGGUAUGGCUGCUGAUGUAGGAAUGGGAGGAUUUAGCCAAGGCCCUGGAAACCCAGGGAACAUGAUGUUUUAAGCUGCUACAUAAAGACUGGAUGGUUCCAAUCCUCGUUGAGAUGAGAUUCCAGGUCCUGAGAGCUCCAGGAGCACAGUUUGGCCAUGCAAUAGGUGAAAACAGACCAGAGGAUGCUUUGGGAAAUCUCGAAUGUAUGGAAUUACCUGAAAACAAAUAAUUCAUUUUAACAGGUUGUUUUUUUAAGAUUUAUUUUUUAAAAAUUAUUUUUGUGUACUUGGGUAUCCUGUGAUGGCACCUGCUUUGAGAAUCUGUAGCUGUAUUUUGAGAAUUGCCAUUUGUCACAAGUUGCACCAUUCUCUGUAUGUUUACGUCCUUUGGACUGGCUUCUCCCAGGACUCAGUUAUUUUUGGGGGGUUAUUUUUGUGUACUGUACUAUAUUGUAAAAGGGAUUUUAGCAGAGACUUUAGUCUUUGGGGUGAGAGGCUGUUUACUUUUAGGUGGAAAAUCCAUCUUCAGAACUUUGGACUAUUUUCCUUCAACUCCAAUGUAUAGAAAAACCAAACUACGACCUCAGAGCAGAGUAUUAAUGAAAAGCACAAAAGGAACUUAAGUUCAGUGAGGGGGGAAUCUUUUAAAAAAAAAAUAAGUUAAGGACAUAUUUUUCAAAUUAUGGAGUGCUGUCCAGCACCUUUUUGUCUCUCCCUCCCACUCUUUAAAAAAAAAAGCAUCUUGGUCCUCCCCCACCCCUUUACUGUCUCCUCCUCUGGCAGCUGCAAUACAUUGUAUUACUUUGGGGAGUAUAUCUAGGAGAGCCCCUUCUCAUGCUGGGAGUGUUGCCACUUUCAGGAAGAGGCUGGACUUGGACACUGUUACGUUCUACAGUAGUCUUACUGUUUCUUAUUUUCCUUUUCUUAGAACAACCCCCCCCCCCCCCAAGUGACUUUAUUAAUGUGGGAGUGGAACAGACACUAAAAGUUAUCCUGACUUUUUUUGUGGCUAUCUUUUUUUUUUUGUUCCCCAGCGUAAAACGUUCUGUGUAACCUCCAUUAAAUUUGGUACAAAACCACUUGCCAGGGCUGUGGUGUCAGAAAAAUAAAAUAUAUUGUUUCUUA